Trichogramma pretiosum is the source of this 1942-nucleotide messenger RNA. Its product is annotated as proton-coupled amino acid transporter-like protein pathetic. Gene Ontology annotation, biological process: amino acid transmembrane transport. Gene Ontology annotation, molecular function: amino acid transmembrane transporter activity. Gene Ontology annotation, cellular component: vacuolar membrane. The record is from RefSeq and is a predicted model, not a curated record. The transcript is spliced from 6 exons. NCBI's taxonomy places the organism in Eukaryota, Metazoa, Arthropoda, Insecta, Hymenoptera, Trichogrammatidae. The coding region runs from base 227 to 1726 and encodes 499 amino acids.
GGCUUGUCUUACUCUAAUGUUGUUCUUGCGUCAAAUUUAUUUACGUCGAGCACGUAAUAAGCUUGUCUCUUGCAUCUAAAAAUUAUAAUUUUUAGUAUUUUUGAUUUUAAAGUUUUGUUCUUGUUAUUAUGCAUACUCUUGCUGAAUUAUAGAAAAAUUCUAUAUUGAUACAAUUGGAAAUCGUUUAUGAAACGAACUUUCUACAUAAGAUUCAUUACAUCCAAUCAUGUCUCACCAGAUGAAAGAGAAUAUCAACUAUGUCCGAGACGUCAACAAUAAGAUUCAGAUGCAUCCCGUAAUGGCAGAAUAUGAUUUUAAAAAAGAAGGUGUCAGAACAGAUCUUUCGGAGAUGGUACUUUCUAAAUAUAAGUGUGAAAAAAACGAAGUCCCAAUAACUUUGACAAAUGGUUCAACAUUACCAUUGGUGGAAAGAUCAAACGACGAAGAAACUGAGUCAUACAAUCCAUUUGAACAUAGAAAAUUAACGCAUCCUACAACUGAUGCAGAUACCUUGAUACAUUUGUUGAAAGGUAGUUUGGGAUCAGGAAUUUUAGCGAUGCCCAUGGCUUUCAAAAGUGCUGGCCUAUUUUUUGGACUAUUUGCUACUUUCUUUAUUGGUGCCAUAUGUACCUAUUGUGUCCAUAUUUUGGUUAAAUGUGCUCACAUUCUUUGCAAAAGAACGCAAACCCCCAGUUUAGGUUUUGCAGAAGUUGCUGAAGCAGCAUUUCUCGUAGGACCAAGGCCAGUUCAAAAAUAUGCAAGAUUAGCAAAGGCUACAAUUAAUCUAUUUUUAGUCCUGGAUCUUGUAGGUUGUUGUUGCGUUUACGUUGUAUUUGUUUCCGAGAAUAUUAAACAAGUUGCUGAUUUUUAUAUGGAACCAGAUUUAGAUGUUAGAAUCUAUAUGAUAAUGGCACUCCCAUUUCUUAUUUGUCUUUCUUUGGUAAGAAAUUUAAAAUAUUUAGCUCCAUUUUCCAUGGUAGCAAAUGGAUUCAUUGCUGCAGGUCUCGGAAUAACAUUUUAUUACAUAUUUUCUGAUCUUCCAUCAAUUGAAAAUGUCAACAAAAUAUCUUCCUGGAAAGAUAUGCCAUUAUUUUUUGGUAUAGCAAUUUUUGCCUUAGAGGGCAUUGGUGUGGUCAUGCCACUAGAAAAUAAUAUGAAAACACCAUCACACUUUCUCGGAUGUCCUGGAGUUCUUAAUAUCGGAAUGUUUUUCGUUGUGAGCUUAUACAGUACUGUUGGAUUUUUUGGUUAUUUAAAGUAUCAAGAUGACACUAAAGGUUCAAUCACUCUCAAUUUAGAGCAAUCCUCUAUGCUUGCACAAUCAGUAAAAGUAAUGAUAGCGACGGCAAUUUUUUUGACUUACGGUCUUCAGUUUUAUGUCCCGAUGGAAAUUAUAUGGAAAAAUAUAAAACACAUUUUUGGAUCCAGAAAAGUUGUAGCUGAAUAUAUAGUUCGAAUAGUUUUGGUGACGUUUACUGUUGGAAUGGCCAUCGCUAUACCAAACCUUGGACCGUUUAUAUCUCUUGUUGGAGCAAUAUGUCUAUCAACUCUUGGCCUGAUGUUUCCAUCAAUAAUUGAAUUGGUUACUUUUUGGGAGCAAGAUCAUGGUUUCGGAUUUUGUUUUUGGAAAUUAUGGAAAAAUUUGUUAAUCAUAGCAUUUGGAUUUUUAGGUUUUCUUACAGGCACAUACACAAGCAUGUGCGAAAUUACUAAUAAUUCUAACUGAUAAUUGCACUGUUUAGAAUUCGCAAGCACAAAGUGAAAAAUAUCCUAUAAAAAAACUAGAGUAUUCUUAAGAUCCCAUCCACAAGUGAAACUAAUUUUUAAUGAAAGAUACAUUAUAUCAAUUUGAAUGCGAAAAUUAUGUUGAAUAAGAUAACAUUUUUAUAGAAUAAUUUUUACAAUUUUAAUAAUGUGAUAUAAUUAUACUAAUAAAUUAGUU